Pezoporus occidentalis (night parrot) is the source of this 3694-nucleotide messenger RNA. Its product is annotated as inhibitor of apoptosis protein-like. Gene Ontology annotation, cellular component: cytoplasm; nucleus. Gene Ontology annotation, molecular function: cysteine-type endopeptidase inhibitor activity involved in apoptotic process; ubiquitin protein ligase activity. The record is from RefSeq and is a predicted model, not a curated record. Bases 1426 to 3252 code for a protein of 608 amino acids. Lineage: Eukaryota; Metazoa; Chordata; Aves; Psittaciformes; Psittacidae. The transcript has 9 exons. Gene Ontology annotation, biological process: regulation of cell cycle; negative regulation of apoptotic process; positive regulation of protein ubiquitination.
CGGUGGAGGAGGGGGACGUUGCAGGAUGGCCGCUCAGGAGCGGGACUUGGUCCCUGCGGGAGGCCGGUGGCGGCAGCGUGAGGGUGGAGGAACAGCGGGCGGGGCCCGGCCGUGCCGGUGAGGACCGCGGAGGAGUACGGGGCAGCUGCUGUACCCCGCUGGGGACGUGAUCUGUGAAUUUAGCGGAAAGUGCUCAGAAGGUUUUGUUCUGCCCGAAAGAAUUCAAUGAUUGAAACUAUAGAUACUUACAGUUUCUUCUUGUGAACACUCAGCAUAAAUAUGGAGGCGUAGGCACCUUAAAGGGACAUCAGUCUGAACUCUGGGAGGUAGUUCUGUGCACAAAUAAAGAAACUAAGGCUUCAAAUUUUAUUUCUUUUUUAAUCUGAGGAUUCUGUUUGCUUCUGUAUGCCAUAAGGAUGGCAUACAGGAACAACUUAAUUCAGUGGCAUAAAGCAUCAGAAUGUCCUGACACAAAGCAAUUAAUUUAUCUUAAAUUUGAUAACUCUAUACUUGUAACUAAGGCACCAGGUUAAAAUUGAAAUGCUUUGCUCUCUGUGCUGACAGUGUUAUAAACAGAAAAGCCUGGAGUUACUCCAGGCUUGUUAAUGGAGAAUUCAUGCAUCAGAGGCAGUGUAGAGGAUUUAUCUCAUAGCUGAAUAGUCAAGAUAUGUGAACUUGAGUAUAAACUAACUUCUUUAGUCUCAGCAACUGUUACAACAGUACACGGAAGUUGAGGGUUGGGUUUUUUUUUGGUGGCUUUUUUUUGUGUUUUUUUUUUUAAGUCUAGUAGUAGCAAAUACUCCAGAUCAGUUCAGUAAUGUUAGUUCAGGGGCUCUUUUUUUCAUCUGCCAUUUGAGCUUGGUAAACCAUUAUUUUCAGCCUCCUAAUGAGAUACACAAACUAAAAUCUUUACAUGUGUAAGCUGUCUAUGGUGAAAUAGUUCUUAAAUCACGUAAUACAUGUUUUAGUUAAAAAUGGUGUAGUUUUAGUUGCUCCCCAUUUUAGUUUCUUUAUUGACAAAGGGUUUUGGUAAACCCAUUUGAGGUUUUCCCAGUCUGGAUCCCACCUCCACUAGCCUGACAAAUUGAUACUGCUUUCCCAGAUAUACAGUACAAGGAAAUCAUGUUAUGACUAGAUCUUACAAGGGAAAGUCCUUUUUGACAUGCUUUCUUCAAUUCCCAAAAUGGGAUAGGGCAGCUUUUGCACAGAUAGCAGUUGUAUAAACUAAAAUACAAAAACUUCCUGGAUGUUUAAAGGCUGUUAAUCAUGGGACUUAUUCUGUUCACAUAUGCAUUCAAAGUUGCACAUUAAAGCAUUUAAUUUUCAAGCUUUCUUUUGUACAGACGGGUUAUUCCAAAUUGCCUUUAGUGCACACAACUACCUCCCAGAGGAAGACUUGUCCCAUUCUUCCAAAUAUAGUCCAUUAUGAACAUAGUGGAGAACAGCCCUUUCUUGGCUAGCAUCAUGAAGCGGAGUGCUGUGUGUGGUGAGCUGAAAUAUGACUUAACCUGUGAACUCUACAGAAUGUCAACAUUUUCUACUUUCCCCAUUAAUGUGCCGGUGUCAGAACGGAGUCUUGCCCGGGCUGGGUUUUAUUACACUGGUGUGCAAGAUAAAGUUAAGUGCUUCAGUUGUGGCUUAACAUUGGACAACUGGCAACCAGGAGAUAAUGCUAUGGAAAGACACAAACAGCUGUAUCCUAGCUGCAGUUUUAUACAAAGCAUGCUUUCAGUUAACAACCUUGGAGUGCCCUCUCAUUCUACCUUUUCGUCUCCAGUUGUAAACAGUCUCUUGCCAUCUCUACAUUCCAUGACACUCUCUCAAGGUUCAGAACAAGUUGGAUAUUUCAGUGGCUCUUUUUUCAGUUUUCCUCAAGACCCAGUAACUGCUAGGGCAGUUGAAGAUCUUUCAUUCUUGAGACCUAAGUUUCACAAUCCUCACAUGAGUACAGAAGAUGCUAGGCUACGCACUUUUCACUCAUGGCCACUGACGUUUAUCUCACCUGCUGAUCUGGCAAGGGCUGGACUUUACUACCUGGGGACAGCAGACAAAGUUGCUUGUUUCAGCUGUGGUGGUCAGCUGAGUAACUGGGAACCAAAAGAUAAUGCUAUGUCAGAACAUCGGAGACAUUUUCCUAACUGCCAUUUUUUGGAGAGCCUCACCAGAGACCAGCAAAGUUUCAAUGUUUCAAACGUGAGCAUGCAAACUCAUGAAGCACGUGUUAAAACAUUCAUAAAUUGGCCAACUAGAAUUCUAGUUCAGCCUGAACAGCUUGCAGAUGCUGGUUUCUACUAUGUAGGCCACAAUGAUGAUGUCAGGUGUUUUUGCUGUGAUGGUGGUUUAAGGUGCUGGGAAUCUGGAGAUGAUCCAUGGAUUGAGCAUGCAAAGUGGUUUCCAAGAUGUGAGUAUCUGCUUCGUGUAAAAGGAGGAGAGUUUGUAAGACAAAUUCAGGCCAGGUUCCCCCAUCUUCUUGAACAGCUCUUGUUAACCUCUGUAGAUGAAAACGCUCAUCCCCCAAUUUUUCAUUUUGAACCUGGAGAGAGUCAUUCAGAAGAUGUAAUCAUGAUGAACACACCUGUGGUUAAAACUGCGUUGGAGAUGGGAUUCUGUAGAAGGCUAAUAAAGCAGACGGUGCAAAGCAAAAUCUUGGCCACUGGGGAAAACUACAAGGAUAUUCAUGAUCUUGUGUCUGAUCUGCUCACUGCUGAACAUGAAGAGAGGGAAGAAGAGAAAGAGAAACAAUCUGAAGAAGUGGCAUCAGAUGAUUUGUCCUUAAUCCGGAAGAACCGAAUGGCUUUAUUCCAACGUUUAACAUGUGUACUUCCAAUCCUCGAGAGUUUGCUGUCAGCCAAAGUGAUCACAGAACUUACGCAUGAUGUUAUUAAGCAAAAGACUCAGACAGCACUGCAGGCAAGGGAACUGAUAGAUACAGUUUUAGUGAAAGGAAAUGAAGCAGCCAGCAUAUUCAGAAACUGUCUACAAGAUUGUGACCCCAUACUGUACAAAGAUUUAUUUGUGGAGAAGAACUUGAAGUAUAUUCCUGCAGAAGAUGCUUCAGGUUUACCUAUGGAAGAGCAAUUAAGAAGACUGCAGGAGGAAAGAACAUGUAAAGUUUGCAUGGACAGAGAAGUUUCCAUUGUUUUUAUUCCAUGUGGUCACUUAGUGGUAUGCAAACAUUGUGCACCAUCCCUUAGAAAAUGCCCUAUCUGCAGGGGGACAAUAAAGGGCACAGUUCGUACGUUCCUUUCAUAAAGAGGGAAACUUCCAAAAUGUCUUCGGUAGUGUUAUCUUCUAGCUGCUGAAGCUUAAGCCAGCAGUGUCCUAAGAAUGGAAAAUUGUGAUACAGAAGAUGAUUAAUCAACUACCUAACACUGUUGUGUAAUAGUAAACUCUAUCACCAUUAUGGGGAUACCAGGCCAUCCUUGCCAAAGACUUUCUGUUCAUAAAGCUAGCUCAGUACUCAGGUGAAGUUUGUGUAACUUUCCUUUUUAAGGAAAGCAGUUUCACUCAUAUGCCCUUGUGUCACUUUGAAUAAAAAAAAAUUCUGGAUCUUAAAAUUGAGCCUGGUGUAACUCAUGAGUUUCCUCCAUGUGGAUGUGAGGAAAUACAUUAAGAUUGCUGUUUAUUAAUAAUUAAUAUUGAUUAACUUCAGUUACUGCUUUGGCUUCUGUUCUGGCUUUAUUGUGGACUUGAG